UGUGCUCAACGCUGUAUUCGAAAUUUGGCAAGUCGGUUAUUUUAAAUUGUUUAGAUUUUGUUUAGUGUUUUUAUUAACGUGAUGAACAUCAUUAAUCUGACUGAAAAUUCACAAAAACCGGAUAUAGUGCACACUUAUGAUGUAGAUAACAAACAUGCACUCAUUAUAGAUAAUGGUUCCUUUAAGUGUCGUGCUGGAUGGAGCAACAGUCCACAACCCUUGCUAGAGUUUCGAAACUUUAUUUUAAAGCCCAGAAGAGAUAGGAGGAAAGAAGUUGCAGAACCUCAAGCAAACAAGCACACUCAAAUCGGAAAUGCUAUUUUAAAUAUUGAGUCAGUUCGGUUGAACCUCAAAACGCAGUUCGACCGGAAUGUGGUUACACACUUUCAUAAUCAGGAGCAGAUAUUUGAUUAUAUCUUUACGCAUUUAAGUGUUAACAACGAAGAAAAAUUCACACAUCCAGUACUACUAACAGAAGCUCUGGGCAAUCCUAACUACUUUCGCCAACAAAUGAAUGAAUUACUUUUUGAGUGCUAUGGCAUACCGUCUGUUUGUUAUGGAAUUGAUUCAAUCUUUAGCAUGAAGCGUAAUAAAUCAUGUGCUGAUACGUUGAUAAUAUCUUUUGGUUAUCAUACAACGCAUGUAAUUCCCGUUCUUGAUGGAAAGAUUCAAAUAGAAAAUGUGCGUCGCUUAAAUUUAGGCGGAUAUCAUAUUAUUCAUUAUCUGUAUCGGCUCAUGCAAAUGAAAUAUCCCAUGCACAUAAAUUCAAUAACGAUAAGUAGAAUAGAACAAUUAUUACAUUGUCACAGUAGUAUAGCAUUGGAUUAUCUGGAAGAGUUAAGGCGUUGGUCUGAUCUGGAAUACUAUACAGAAAAUGUGAAGAAAAUUCAGUUGGCAUUCGUAUUGCCUAGUACACAGAACACGCCACAGAAUCUCGAUCAAAAGAUUGAAAAACGAAAAGAGUUAACACGACGUCUUAUUGAGAUAAAUGCACGUCGCGCUAAAAACAAGCAAUUGGACAUGGAGAACCAACUACGAUUCAUGACUAGUAUUCGAGAACUUUAUGAGCUUGGCGAAAUGGAUGAAUUCGAAGCCGCACUAAAACAAAAUAGCAUAGACAAUUUAGCUGCGUUAGAUAAAACUAUUGCAACUCUACGUGGUCGGUUGCAGCAAAUGGAAUCAUCAACCCAAGAUGCUUCAGUUGCCAAUCGUACACCAAAAGAGAAAACAUCUGGCAACAAAAAACCACCAUCGGACGUUUCUAUGGAACAAUGGCUUUCAGAAAUCAACUAUAAACGCGAUGAGAUUCUACGACGAAAGGAAGUACGCAAAGCGCGCAGACAAGAAGCAGCGAAACGUCAUACUGCAGCGGCACAAGAGCGUAUGCGCAUUAUUUCUUUACUGGCACACAACGAUAAAGGUAUUGAUAAUUUCGGUGUUAACGACAAUGAUUGGGACGUUUAUAAGUCUAUAAACAAGGAUAAUGAAAGUGACAGUGAUAGUGAUAAUGAAAAACUCUUAGAAUGUGAGAAUAUUCUACGCCAACAUGAUCCUUCCUUUAAACAAAGUAGUACGCAAAGUUGUGAUGUUGCUGAAAAUUAUCAAUUACAUUUCAGUGUGGAGUCAAUUCGUGCUCCUGAGGUACUCUUUCAACCUAGCUUAAUAGGAUGUCCCGAAAUGGGUGUAGCCGAGCUUAUUGAAUUUGUACUUAAACUAUUUCCGGCUGCUGAACAGCAACGAUUGGUUAAUAGUAUUCUACUCACAGGUGGAUGUUCACAAUUUGCAGGUUUGAAAGAGCGUUUAUCCAAAGAACUUCUCGAAAUGCGUCCAUUUAAGUCAUCAUUUAAUAUUUAUGCUGCCCAGUUAGCAGAACUUGACGCUUGGUUAGGAGCAAGAGAUUUCGCAAAUUCUAAAGAUUUUGUAAAUUCACUGAGCACUAAAGAGGAUUAUCAUGAAAAAGGUACUGACUAUUUCAAAGAGCAUACGUACAGCAAUAGGUAUUAUGCAAAUAUUUAAAAUAUUGUAAAGUGAACU
Molecule: messenger RNA, 2034 nt
Organism: Zeugodacus cucurbitae (melon fly)
Lineage: Eukaryota; Metazoa; Arthropoda; Insecta; Diptera; Tephritidae
Gene: Arp5
Product: actin-related protein 5
Exons: 7
Coding region: 82-2016 (644 amino acids)
Biological process (GO): regulation of DNA-templated transcription
Cellular component (GO): Ino80 complex; cytoplasm
Source: RefSeq, a predicted model, not a curated record